GACCGAAUUUCUGCAAAUUUGCAGCUGAUAAAAACACGGAUGUUUUUCCACUUAAAUCUUUGAUUUAUAGUCUUCUGAUUAAUAUAUUCACAUUUCCAUGGAUGCAGGAUGGCAGAGGGAUUGACCAAUAAACAUAUUAUCAUACAAAGGAAAAAUUUAGUGCAUAUUUGCAGAUUAACAGUGAAGAACCUGAUAGACAAGUCAUGUAGAGAAUCAAUAGAGGGUGCCACUGAUGAACUUGACAAUUUUCUAGCUGUCAUUGAGAGAUUGCUGAAUUAUAGGAUCAAAUCCCUGCAAACCUGGUAUGGAGGGGAGGAGUUACGGCAUUUCUGGGACUAUAUAAGAGUGGCCUGUGUCAAUGUCCCUAAUAACUGUAUCAAGAAUAUAGAAACCAUUGAGACAUUGAAAACAUCAGUUGGCAAGGGUCGUGCCUGGCUGAGGCUGGCUCUUAUGGAAAAGAGGCUGGCAGAAUACAUUGCAGCAGCUAUACUCAACAAUAAAGUAACAAAAAUGUUUUACAGUGAAGGUGCAGUGAUGCUAUCAGAGGAUGCCGGUAGUCUGGUGACAGGUGUUCUUGUUGGCCUCAAUGCUAUAGACUUCAGUUUUGAUGUGAAGGGUGAAAACUUAGAGUCCAGUGGCUGUCCAGUGAUAGAUUUCAUCCCCUACCUUACAUUCAUUGGCAGGGAUGAGGAUGUAGAGGCAGACACAGUAACCAACAGGAACACUAACAGUGACACCAAUGAACUACAGGAGAAAUAUAAUAACCUUGCUGAUAAAUGCAAGACCAUAACUGAACAAAAGGCUUAUCUAGAGGAGCUAGUGAGACACCGUGACUCUCAGAUCUUUGAGCUACAGAGACAAAAACAGACACUCAUGGCGACAUUAAAUGGCUUUGAGGUUGAUUCACGUAAAGAACGCCAACAAUUAGAAGCUGUCAUAAUAGAACUGCAAACUCAAAUGACUUCUGCUAAGGAGGAGAAUAGAAGGAUGUAUCAGCAGCUCCAGGCACACCUCAGUCAUGCAGGGUCUUUGGGAGAUGUACCAAUGAGAGAUCUCAAUUCCCCAAGAAAGCGUGCCUCAGACAGCGAUGGGCAUAGUUUCACUUCAAUGGAUCAUGUAGCAGCAAGUCCCCCAUUGAAGGAAGAAUCAGGGAGCCUCAUUCCUAUGACAGGCUCCUUCACAUCUGAAUUCAGUAUGAAAUCAACAGAUAUACACAUCAUCCGGGGAAUGUCAACAGAUGUCUAUCCGAUUGAUGAGGUUCCGACUCCCAGUAGUGACACUGAUGGAACUACUUCCAACAUAAAAGAAAAUAGUCCACAGCAAAUGGAAGUAUUUGAAGUGGAGCCGGUGAAGGAAGGAAAUUAUGUGGCAGAUUGUGGACUUUUUGUCAAGGACGAUACUCCUUUUGAAGAACAGUCAGAUGAUGUUGCUGAAAAAUCAAAUGAACAACAAAGCCAGCCCCCUGAUGUCAUUCCAGUAUUAGAAAGUAGUUCCAGUCAGCAACAAGAAAAUAGUUCCAGCCACAAUGGACCAAACAACACAUCUGAUACUCCAGAAACAACAGAACAAAAACAAUCUAUCAGUGAACUCAAGGAGGAGAACACUGAGGCAUCAAUCAAAAGUGAUAUUCCUAAAGGACUAGAGGGACCUGAUGGAGAUUCCCUUAAGAAAGUUGUUGCAACAAUAAUUGAAGGCGAGGCAGACUCGUCAGGUUUAGACAGUCCUAUGUAGGGUAUAGAAAGUGCAAUAAUGCUCAAUUGAUUCUCUUGCCAAGAGACUACAUCCUGACCAGAUUUAUCUUUCUAUUAAGAAAUUGAACAAGGGGACAGAGGUUGAAGAGAUACGAAUAUUGGAAUAACUGAUUCGCUUGUAUUGACCUGAUUUGAAUUUUUGUUAUUAAAAAAUACUCACCCUCAACCAGCUCCUAUGGUCAAUUUAAGAGGAGACAAGCAUUCCUGUCAUAUAGAUUAUGUGUGUCCCCUUUUUCAAUGGAUCGAGGUUUUUGGUAUUUAUCAAUAGCAAUUUACAUGCAUCAAGACCCAUGGUCAAAUAAUGCAAUUUGGUUUUGAGCUCAUCGGAAUUUCCAUCUCAAUCAGCAAGUUCUAGUUGCAGACAUGACAUAUACUAUAGCAGAUAUUAGGUCUUUAGAACGCAUUUAUUGUAUCAUAUCAAUAUUUUAUUAAUUAGAACAACAUGUAUGUGCUAUGAUCCAAAAUACAUUUAUAUUAUCACAAAUGUUAUGGGCUUGGUCUUGAAACCCCAUGAGGCUACAUUCUAGUAUAUAAUGGUAUAUUUUUGGGCCCAAUAGAUUAAACAAAAAAACAUGUAGAUCCAUGUUAAUUUAUUUUUAAGUUAAUAAUAUAAUGACAACUUAGUCAUUUACAUAAAAAGAUCGAAAUAUGCAUAGCUUAAAUGACAUAUAUUACUACCUAGAAAUAAAAAUUGCUUUUUCAAGUUUUGAUUUACUGUAUUGAUUUAUUUUAGGCCUAUAACAAAUGUUUGUUAUCAAUUUAUUUAGUUUAUAUAAACAUGUAGUUGUAUAUCAUGAAUAUUGCCACUAGAACACAGGCAGUACACUGACAGUUGCACUUUUAAGUGUAGCUUCUUUAUUCUACAUGUAAUUAUCGUUUAUUUAUAUAUUAUUUAAAUAACCAUGAUUUAGCUAUCCAAAAAUUGGAUGUAAAUGAUAUUGUAAUUUAUGCCAAAUACUGCAUAUCUGUGCCAUAAUGUAUCACUUAAAAAUCUUAUAAUUUGCAAUAUUUCAUUAUAAUGUAAAUGAGCGAUGGAUUUAGGAUUUUGUACCUUGAAAUCAAAGAUUCUUUAUGAAAUAUAAUCUUCCGUAUGAUCACUUGUAAAAUUUCCCAAUCUCCAUUUUUGGUUAUGUGUGUCACUCUUAGUUGGUUUUAAAUGUUCCAAAUUGCAAACUAUUCAUGUGUGCAAUCUUUUCAUGUACACCAUAUCUGAUGGUUAAGAACAUUCCCUAUUAGUAUUUGUAAGUAAAUGCAAAUUAUGACAAUUUUGAUUUUAGAAGUAUAGCAAAGUAUUGAAAGAACAAAAAUGUAAUGUAGUUCAGUAUUAAUGAAUAGUGUGUUAUGGAGCAUUUGUUCUUUUAGGUUUUUCAUUUUUUUCUUUACUUAACAAUAUUCCUUAUGUCCCAGUAAAACUUUUUUGCUCAUCAAUUCUGACUUUAACUUGUACUUUUGAUCAGUCUGUUAUAGUAUCAUCAAAAAUAUAGAAGACAUUAAUGGUGAAUGGUAUGAGACAAACAAUGUCCGAUUUAAAUGUUUCUGUUGGAAGUUUUCGAUGCAGAAUCAUAGUACUGCUUUAUUGUACUCCCAAUAUGUUAAAGUGUCAUGAUUUCAAACAUGGUUGAUGAGAGAUACAUAUGUAUUUUCACUACUGCCAAUAUUGGAAGCUGACACAAGGGACCCAAGGAGAAUUGAAAAAAAUGUGUAACACUAUUUGAUAGUAAUUGUUACAGGGUAUUACAAUCAAUUGCAAAUUCUUUACAUUA
Messenger RNA from Owenia fusiformis, 3514 nucleotides. Lineage: Eukaryota; Metazoa; Annelida; Polychaeta; Sabellida; Oweniidae. The record is from the annotation of a GenBank genome assembly.